CACUCUCUCUCUCUCUUUCUCUCAGUGAUUGUCCAUGGUAGACGACACCCCUCGAGCAGUCGAUGCUGGAAGCUCGCGUGUUGUUCGCGUGCUUUUCAUACUAUCGUGCCGCACCCCAAUACCACAGAAGACGAUAAACUCGCGUGUGAUUUGUUUAUGCAGGCGUAGCCUGUCGACGGAGAGACAUGUCAAAGAAAAGAGAUCAGCGAAGCAAACAGAAGUAAAAGCGUGUGCGCGAAGAUGAGGCGAGUAGUGCUACGAUAGAAUUUUCUUAAAGAGAGUGCGUGUUUUGUGCGAGAUAAAAAAUGAGGUCGGCACUCCUCUGCAUUGCUCUACUGCCGCCACUGCUGCUGCUGCUGCUGCUGCUGCUGCUGCUCGAUGGAAGUGAUGCACAAACGGAGUCGACAAUGCAAUCGUCACCGUCAAAUAGGGGCGCAGCGAGACAGAUGUACGGCAGUGGUAGUCUUCGUCAUGCCGCUCUUACUGCUAGCACCACUGAAACGCCCCCAAGACUCUCUGAAUAUCCGGUCAAAGGCUUUGACUAUUCCAAUGGCCAACAACGCGGCUAUGAGUCUGCGGGUGGUUUUGGUUACAACGGUGGCUACGGUAACCAUGGAGGACAGAAAUUACCUUCGUUACCGCCCGACUUCUAUGGCGAAGAUCCAAUACCAACGCGCCAUCCCGAAGAUACAAGCGAUGUCGCGAGAUCUCGAUACUCAGGACCGUCCAAUAAUGGCUGGAGAGGACAAGCAGGAUGGAGUAGGCAGAACGGCAACGCCAACGAUAAAAGCGUCUAUGGUGAAUUUGAUCAUGGCUACGACGAUCGCUCGCGAACGCGUAGCGACCUGGACUACUUGGAAUACGGCCACGGCGUAGGCCAAAACGGCGACGCAAAUGGUAAAUUGGACAAGGAUGUACGCAAAGGACUCGUUCAAGAGUUCGAGGACGAGGGCAAAGUGUUGCAACCGUGCACUUGCGCUUACCAGCAAUUUCUUUGCACCAGCACGUGCACGUGCAUCGCCAUUGACAAUCGCUGCGAUGGAACUAUGGAUUGUGAAAACGCGGACGACGAGCUGCACUGCGAAGGCUUCGAGGGUCAUCACUUCAACGAGACGUGCCAGGGUAAGAGGUCAGUUCGUUGUCCGACUUCCGGCAAGUGCAUUGCCAAAGAGUGGCUGUGUGACGGUGACAAUGACUGUGGUGACUUUUCCGACGAGUCUCAUUGUGGACCUCAGAAGAAUUGCACGGAAAAGGAGUUCGAGUGCAGAAACGGAUUGUGUCUACCGCAAAAUUGGAUUUGCGACGGUGAGAAUGAUUGCAAGGACUACUCGGACGAAGAAAAUUGUUCCAAGAAAAAAGUAUGCUUUGAUACUGACUUUGUAUGCCUCGAUGGAACUUGCAUAUUCGAUUUCUUGAGAUGCGAUGGUCGGAGGGAUUGCGCUGAUGGUAGCGACGAGAUGAAAUGCGACGGUGUGCAAGUCCAGUGCAACGAGCAUCAAUUUCAAUGUGCAUAUCCAACUUGUAUAUCCAUGCAGUACCGAUGCGACGGAGACGACGAUUGCGGCGAUGGUAGCGACGAAGUGGAUUGUCCAGCUAGUAAAGAAUCAACUUGUAGCACGAAUGAAUACAGAUGCGGCGAUGGCGCUUGCAUAAGUAAAAAGUAUGUAUGCGAUCAUGAGAUAGACUGUAAGGACGGCGAAGAUGAGAAAAAUUGCUCAUCCGCGACUGUGAAAAGUUGCGACGUUAAGGAAGAGUACGCUUGCUUAACUGGUACUUGCAUACCUCGCACAUGGACCUGCGACGGAGUGCCAGAUUGUUCAAAUGGCGAGGACGAGCAAGGUUGCCACACAAAUUGCGAGCUCACUCAAUACAUGUGUAGACAGCCGGCGAAUGUCAAUAACGACACGCGUGGUCCUGGUACAGUGUAUCCAGCUCACUGGCCUAUGAACGCACGUGGAUAUCAACCCGAUUGUAUUAGUCGCAAACACGUUUGCGAUGGCGAGAUCGACUGUCCCGAAAAAGAUGACGAAGAGAAUUGUUCGAAAAAAAUACAAUGCACAGAGACGGAUAAAUGCGCUCAGUACUGCGUGAUGACUAGUGAAAAUCAGAAAGCUUGCUCUUGUGAUUUUGGGUAUAUUCUCGCGAAGGAUAAUAUUACGUGCGAGGACAUCAACGAGUGUGAAUUCAAGAAAGAUCAGGUAUGCAGUCAAAUAUGCACAAAUACGAAAGGUUCUUUCGUUUGCAGUUGUGGAAAAGGAUAUACACUUCGACCGGAUGGUCGUUCAUGUAAAGCUAUAGGUGCAAAUCCCACUUUACUUCUUGCCAACAGAGUUGAUAUCCGGCAGGUGAGCAUAAGCGGGCCGAAGUACUCACCGAUUCUCAAAGGAUUACAAAAUGCUAUCGCUCUAGAUUAUCAUUAUAAAAAAGGUCUUAUCUUCUGGUCGGACGUUUCGAUGGAUGUUAUUCGACAAGUUUACGUUAACGGAACUGGCAUAGAAGAUUUAGUACGUUGGGGUUUGGAAAGUCCUGGAGGCAUUGCAAUCGAUUGGGUGCAUGAUCUACUAUUUUGGACAGAUUCGGGAACAAGAAGAGUCGAGGUCAUGACUUUGAAUACGCGCGUGCGUCAUGUGCUUGUCUCCAGUGAUUUGGACAAACCUCGAGCUAUUGCUGUUCACCCACAUUAUGGAUUUGUUUAUUGGACUGAUUGGGGUCCUAACCCCAAAAUCGAACGAGCUGACAUGGACGGUUCCAAUCGCAAAGCUUUAAUAACUGAAUCUCUUCAUUGGCCAAAUGGUUUGACCAUUGACUACACGACAGAUCGAAUUUUCUGGAUAGACGCGAAACAUCGGGUGAUUGAAUCGGCACAUAUCCAAGGCACCGAUCGCAAGAAAGUUGUGUCUCGUGGCUUACAUCAUCCGUUCGCGAUAACUGUAUUCGAAGAUUCAGUAUUCUGGACAGACUGGCACUUCCGUAGUAUCGCUUUGGCGAACAAGAACAAUGGACGAGAUUAUAAAAAGAUUCAUUCGGGUUUACAUUUCCCGAUGGAUUUACGAAGUUAUCAUCCUCAAAGACAACCCGUAUAUGACAAUCACUGUGGGCAAGAUAAUGGAAAGUGCUCGCACAUGUGUUUACCAAAUAGCAUGGGUUACAGUUGCGUUUGUCCUGUUGGUUCGAAGAUCAAACACGAUGGGAAAACUUGCACGAGCAGUUCGGAUAAUUUACUGUUGUUUGCGAGGAAAAAAGAUUUGAGAUUGGUCAGCCUUGAUCAAUCAGUAAAGGCUUUCGAUGUCGUUAUUCCAGUUGAUAACGUUCAGAGUGCCAUUGCGUUAACUUGGAACUCUGAUGAUGAAACUAUCUUUUGGACUGAUGUCGAGACUAAUACUAUUUCAAAAGCUAAGCUUGAUGGUACUAAUCAGCAAGCUAUUAUAUCGCACAAUCUCGUUACUCCAGCUGGAGUUGCCAUGGAUUGGAUAACGAAAAAGCUUUAUUGGACAGAUGCUGGUACAAAUCGUAUUGAAUGCUCGAACCUCGAUGGAACAAUGAGAACUUUGAUAAUUUACGAAGGCCUUGAUAAACCUAGAGAUAUUGCUCUUAAUCCAACGACUGGCCACAUGUACUGGAGUGACUGGGGCGACCGAGCAAUAAUCGAAGUUGCAGGUAUGGAUGGUACCGAUAGACGAACUAUCGUGGGUUCGGACUUGAAAUGGCCAAAUGGUUUGGCUAUCGACUUCGAAAGUAAAAAGUUGUAUUGGGCUGACGGCGGUACAAGUAAAAUCGAAUCUUCCGAAUUUGACGGUCAGAAAAGGACAACUAUCGUCUCAGCUCCCAAUUUGAAACACCCUUUCGGUCUCGACGUCCAUAAGAACAAACUUUACUGGACAGAUUGGGAUACAUUAGGUAUUCAUAGAGCUGACAAAGUCACUGGUAAAAACGUGACAACAGUUCGCGCGGACAUGAGCCUUCUCAUGGACGUGCGAAUUUUCCAUCACGAUCGACCUACCGCUGACAAUCCUUGUGCUCAUGGAAAUGGUGGCUGUUCGCAUUUGUGUUUAUUGUCGCCUAAUGUCAAAAGAUAUAGAUGUGCUUGUCCAACGGGACUUUUGAUGAACCCGGAUGGUAAAACAUGCCCGGAAACUCCAAGCAGAUUCCUUCUAAUGUCUCAUCGUGUCGACGUUCGUGUACUUUCAUUAGACACAAAUUACUCUGCAGAUACGGUCAUGCCCUUCGGUCACAUGAAAAACGUCAGUGGAGCAGACGUUGAUCUACAAACCGGUUUCAUCUAUUGGACUGAUCCUGGGCAAUCUUUUACUAAAGUCAUCAAGAGAAUAUCCUAUAAAGGCAAAUCUGAGGAAACCAUCAUUGACUGUUGUAUUGAUACCAUUGAUAGUUUGGUUAUAGAUUCCGUUGGUAGAAAGCUUUAUUGGACGGACGCAAGUCUGAAUAGUAUAGAAGUAAGUGAACUCGAUGGUACAAACCGCAAGGUGCUAGUUUGGUCAGGACUUGAUAACCCUCGAGCCAUAUCCUUACAUUACCCAGCUGGUUUACUUUUCUGGUCGGACUGGGGACAUAACGCAAGAAUUGAACGUGCCGACAUGGAUGGUGGGCAUCGUCAAGCUGUCGUAACCGAGGGUCUCACAUGGCCAAAUGGUUUAUCGGUCGAUCAGUUUGCUGACAGAAUCUAUUGGAAUGACGCCAAGAGAAAGGUGAUCGAGAGUUCGGAUCUACUUGGGCAAAAUCGUAAAGUAAUCGUUGAAAAAGUGGAACAUCCAUAUGGUUUGGCAGUGGUUGGAGAUUUUGUUUACUGGAGUGACUGGCAUGAGAAAGCGGUGCUGAGAGCGAAGAAACUCGAUGGCAAAGCCAGAAAACUUGUUAUUGGAAACCUUGAAGGGAUUAUGGAUAUACGACUUGUUGAUAAAAAGCAAGUUCGUCCAGACAACGCCUGCGAAAACAACAACGGCGGUUGUUCUCAUCUUUGUCUACGCAACCCAAGUGGUUACAGUUGUGCCUGUCCAACAGGAAUUGUUAUUAAUGAAGACAAACGCACAUGCAAUUCCACGCCGACGAAUUUCUUAUUGUUGGCGACGAAAAAGACGUUAGUAAGGAUGUCAUUGGAUACUCAGGAGAUGUGGGAGGUACCUCUGCCAUUUAAACAGACGCACAACGCUUUUUCUGUCGAUUUCCAUUGGGAAAAACAGCUUAUUUUCUACAUUGACGUUGAUGCUAAAGUUAUAAGAAGUAUAAACAUGCGUGACUUCACGGACGUCCGAGUGAUGUUGCGUGGCCAAAAUACUUCGACUCCCUUUCGUUUGGCAGUCGACUGGUUAGCGGAUAAUAUUUACUGGACAGACAUGAAGCAUCGGGUUAUUGAAGUUGCACGAUUAGAUGGUAGUUGUCGUAAAAGGAUAGUUGAAAAUUUGAGAGAACCACGUUCGCUUGCACUCUUUCCACGUGAAGGAUACGUUUAUUGGGCUGAGUGGGGAGAUCAUCCGAGAAUCGAAAGAGCCAAUUUGGAUGGUAGUAAUAAAAAGAGUAUCAUAUCGACGGAUCUGAGCUUACCGAAUGGACUGUCGAUUGAUUAUGGAGCAAGAAAACUUUACUGGGCUGACGCGUUGAAGGAUAGGAUUGAAGUAGCUGAUCUGCAUGGCAGAUAUCGGAUUGCCUUAGUUCCUGAAGCUAUCAAUGCAUUUGGUUUGACUCAGUAUGGAAACAACAUUUAUUGGGGCGACUGGUUCAAAGAGAUGAUCGAACGCGCGGAUAAGCGAACCGGUAAAAAUCGUAGUAAAAUUCGAACAGCACUUGAUGGUACAACGGAUAUCAGAGCUGUUUCGGCUGAUAGACAAACCGGGUGGACGCCUUGUGUUAUGGACAACGGUGGCUGUACUCACUUGUGCUUUUUCAUUAAAAAGAGCUACCAUUGCGGGUGUCCUGAUCAGCCCGAUAACAAACCUUGUUCGACUCUGCCAAUCAGACAGAUGCCGCUACGUAAACCCGGCACGGAAAAUGACUCAAGUUACGACGACAUCGACGAUGAAGAUAUUCCUCCAACUCCAAAAACAAAUCGUGGUCGUGAUGGUAAAUACGACAAAUCGGGUGGUCAAGAAGACUCUUUCAGCUUGCACUCGAUGAUCACGACGACGGUUGUUUUACUGGCUAUCACAGUUGUUAUAAUUGCCGUCACCAUCUAUAUGCAAUGUCCGAGGAAAAACAAACGCGAAAAAUAUCCAUACAACACUCGACGUAAUGUUUUAACAUUCUCGAAUCCGAACUACAAUGCCUCAGCUGCUGGCGCGACUGGUAGUACCGAUCUCACGACACCGACUAAUCAGCAGUCUUCGGAUAAGAAGGGAUUCAUUUGGAAGAGACUUAAAUACGAUAAGUCACAGGAGCGAGUGUACGAGGACAACGGACAGCCAUCGAGUCCGGAAGUGGUGUCACUGAUUCCACCGACGGGCAGUUGCACCCCGGGUAGCAGCAGAGCGGCAUCGAUAACACGACUCGACUCAUCGCCACCGGCUGUCACGAGGGUUAGCUUACAAAGGACACUCGAGCCUACUAUCGCCAAAGCUCGACCUCUCGUCUGAGGACGCGCUGCUGCUGCUGCUGCUGCUCCUGCUCCUAUUACCGAACGAAUCUGCCUGAUGCACAUGUGAGCGAGUUACUGGUGUACAUGCAUACACAACUCAUUAUUAUUCAAGACUGUGGCUGUGCGACGCUGUUUGUGUACAUAUUUAUAUUAACGUUUUCUCCUAUGAUUAUUACACUCGUUCGUGUUCAUUUUAUAGCUUUGCUUUGUUUUUCGUCAUCAUCUGCUUGCACCCGCACAGGAGUAAAUACAUACGAGAAACUAUUUUUCAAAUCACGCAUAUAAAGGCUUUUAUCAUCGUAUAUUUUUUUAAAAGCGAACUUUGUAUUUUUCAAAGAUUCCACUUGUGUGAGGGUGAAUUAAUCGAAGAAUUAAAAUACGCGAAUUCUUAUUGGAUAAACAACUGAUCUUCGCAAAAGUGAUUAAUCAUCAAUUUUAUUAUUAAUAAUUAUAGCUGCGUCGGUUAUAGGAGUUAAUAAAGUAUUUACAAAUAUAUAUGACUAUCAUUAGCGACGCUAAGGGAACGAUGUUUCUGUUUUUAAACAUUAAAUACAUUUUAGAUAUACAAAAUAAAAAUUUCGUCCGGAAUUAUGGAAGAUUUUAUCUAUAAUUAUUCAAUUUAGUUAAUAGAAACUAUCGUGCGAGAAUCGGUGUAGCAGAGUAACUAUUUUGCCACAAAAAAAUAUAAAAUAACAUUAAUAAGCAAGUAUAUAUACCAUGAAUUCGUCGAUGUAGAAAUAAAGUAUAUAUAAAAGUAUUUAUAACGUAAAUCAGUAAUUUUAAUAUGAAUGUUCAAAAUGAUAAUUAUUCAAAAUUUAAAUAUAAAAUAUCUGUUUGUUUGAAAACAUACCAUUUCAGAAUGUCUCAUAAUAAUAGCCAAUAUUAUCAUACUCAUUUUAGUAAAAUAUUGUCGAACAAAAGGCGCACGUAACAAUUUUAUACGAAAUCAUCCCCUUAAAUAAUCCAACACAGUAUUUCAGUUUAUUCAUCCAAUGUAAUAAAAUUAUAUUGAUUAUUUUAAUUGGUAUCUUUGUGAAACUAAUAUCUAUCAAUCAGUUCUGAAAACAUAUUAUUCCAGUGUGACAUUAUAUAAACUUGUAAGUGAUAAAAUUUUAACUGUGUCUAUAUUUGUUUAGCCGUUCUAGCUGGACUAGAAUGUUUGUUGAAUAUGGAUUGUGGCAAGCGGCAAAAAUAUUACCAACGUUUGCAAUUGAGACAUUCAGACGAACAUUAAUAACUUGCGAUGGAUAGAUAUAAUUUGACAUUUUUCUGAGGCGAUGACUUUUAUAUUUUUUUACACGUCAAUCGCGCAAGUAUUUUCUACGUUCCAAAGAAAAAAUUGAUGAAGAAAUGGUUUAUCGAUAUCAAAAAAUUAAAAUUAGAUACAAUUGGAUAUUAUAUCGCGCAUAUACGUCAUUCAUGGUUUAGAUAGAAAAUAUUCAGCUUAUUAUUCGAUGUUUUAUUAAAUAUUAAACUUUCUGGUAUCGAUGGAUUUUAGCGUCAUUGAGGCUCAUUGAAAGAAACAAUGAAAAAUAUUUAUGAAAAGUCAACAAGUUUUUGCCUGUCAUCGCACACCCGUGAUAUAGUUAACUAUUAACUGGUUUCUCUAUGGACAUUUAAUUACGUGUUGAAAAAAAUUGUUGUGUUACGUCGUACGACGUACAAUAAAACGUACCUUAAAACGAAUAAAUGAAAAUUACGAUUGAUUAACAAAGAUAGUGAAAUAGAAUGACUUUUAUUCAAAAUAUCUCGUCCAUAAAUAAAUAAUAAUAAACAAUUACAUAACAAAAAAGACUAACGUUCGUCUCGGUUGUAUAUCGAUAACACUUUUGAAUGUUAUUCUUCAAAAUUAUAAUUUUGGCAUAUGUAAAUGUUAGCAAUAUAAAGAACAAUUAGAAGAGGAUGUUUUAAUAAUCUGGUAUUAAAUGUCCAUUUUUAAUACGACGUUCUAAAUAUAUAAAGUCCAUAUGGCUGUGUCAACAAAUUCGUUUCAUUUGGAAAAACAAUCGUACGUUAAGAAAGAAUAAAGAUUUAUAAAAGAAAACCACUUCAACAUCAACGAGUCAAUAUUCAAUCGAGAUGUUAAGUAUCUUCAUGAAAAAGUCUAAAGAAUAAACUGUAAAUUGGCUUUCAGAACGGUUCGAUGUAAAACAACUCACCAACAGAAAAAGCAAAACUAAAAUUUACACGACGUAAACUAAACUAACGAGUACAUGGUAACCGGUUCCUGAUGAAUGUCGUUGCUUCUCGUUGGAACAGGCGUUUAUUUACAAUAAACGGACACUUGUUACGAACAUAGCUUUUCAUUAUACUACAUCUGCAUGAAUAAAUAUAUCUUUGCUCAAUUAUAAACAUAUAUAUGAAUACGAUUACAAUAAUUGAGUUUCAUUUAAUACAAUAGUAGUAAAAGAAACUAUUAUUCUUUUACGUACAUUAGUAUUUCGGAUCUGAAAAAGUAUGCAUAAGUGGAUCAAGAUAUUCCUCUUUAUUACAUAUUAACAUAAUAGCAUUAAACAUGUUGUAUUCAUAGAUUUUAAACUUAUUUAAUUCAAUAACUAUACUCAGUUUUGAAUCAAUUAUAAUCAUUCAAAAAUGCUCAAAAUUAUAAAAAAUAUAAAAAAGAGCUAGACUCACAUGAGAAGACAAGAAUACAAAAUGUUUGAAUUUUUACGUCACAGAUAAUUCAAAAGAUUACUCUUACGUGUCUUGAAAAAUAUUUUCAGCAGGAAUAAAAGAAUAAUUUUCAAUUUAAUUGGAAAAAUUGUUAAAAAGAAAUAACUUUCGAGAUGAACCUGACAAUGAGGAUAAAAAAAUAUACAUUAAAAAAAUAUACAUUAUAUGCUGUUACGUUUACGAAGUUGACUAUUUUGUAAGCGAAUUGCAUCGUAUUAUUAUAUACCAGUGCCAAAAAAGUAAAAGUUGCGAACACUAAAGAUUACGUUGAAAUUUCUAUAUAUGAAGUAAUUUUCACGUGACAAUGUGUGAUGUACAGAUUAUUAUUAUUAUAAUUAUUAUGAUUAUUAUUAAACGUUAUGACGUACAGGUAGUAGGUGGCGAUGAUAUGAUUAUUAUUAUAAUUAUUGCUAUUAUUAUUAUUUUAAAGAUACAACAGAUGCAAGUACGAUAAAUAAUAAUUUUACUGAAAAAAAGAAUGAUUUUAAACUAUUGUAAUAUUUGUAUAGGAGCUGCGAUAUAAUGUAAUUUUAGAUGAUUGUUUAAUAUAUUUGUGCAUCGUGUAGAUAAAACAUUGUCUACGUGAUCUUAAAAUAAAACGAUAUUUACGUCGUGAAAAAAUAUGCUUUGUAUGAUUUUGCCUGUU
Phymastichus coffea is the source of this 9902-nucleotide messenger RNA. Its product is annotated as low-density lipoprotein receptor-related protein 4-like. Gene Ontology annotation, molecular function: protein binding; calcium ion binding. The coding region runs from base 306 to 6581 and encodes 2091 amino acids. The transcript has 25 exons. Lineage: Eukaryota; Metazoa; Arthropoda; Insecta; Hymenoptera; Eulophidae. The record is from RefSeq and is a predicted model, not a curated record.